AUGGAUCCUGCCGACAAUCUACCCCGACCUUCAGCUUCAGAGACUUACGGGAGCAAUAACUUCCCAGUCGCUUCAGACACUUACGUUGCCUCGGACUUUGUACUCUUCAACCAUUUCAUCACAUCUACCUCCCUCUGUUUAUCUCUUAGGAGCCAAAAUGAGGCGAUAUUCCCAUGGAAGACAGCUCUUCCAACCCUGGCGCCGAUGUACCCGUACCUCUUGCAUGAAGUGCUAGCUGUAGCUGCUAUUCAUCUGCAUCACCUCCAUCCAGACGACCCAGCAAACUACCUGCGCAUUGCCUGUGACCAUCAAGCAAAGGCCUUGAGGCAGUUCCGCGACGCUUUAUCACCGCAACACGCAGAACAUCAAGCUCACGCUUUGUUCGCCUGUUCAGCCCUCAUGUCGAACUACUAUUUCGCUGCGUUCGACGACCCGGCCUCUCUUCUUUUCAACCAGGACCCUUCGGGCCCUCCUGCAUGGAUUCUUCCUAUUCGUGGCUGUAGUACUCUCGUGCGUCAGUUGAAGAAUCGCAUGUUUGACAACUCCUCAUGGACCGCACUAAUCGGGUCUCUGUCAUCUUGGUCUGACACGGCUCCCUCACACGAAAUGUUGGAAUCCGAUCGAGAGAUACAAUCACUGGAGUCGAGGCUUGAUGAACUAUCUCCAUGUGAAGGACAGCUAUCUCUGUACAAUGAAGACUUUCAACUUUUAAAGAGAUGUUUUCGAAUAUCUAAGAAGGCGGAAGAUGGUUCUUCCAAAAUUGCGGCCAUGAUUUUUGCGGCCACCGUAUCUGACGAGUUCUUGCAUGAUAUGUCUGAACGCAAACGCCCAGAAGCACUAGCCAUCAUGGCAUUCUGGUGUGUUCUGCUUAGCCGAUUGGACCCGAAGUGUUGGCUUAGAAAUGAGUCUGUGCCCCAAACAAUUUUGAGUGUCAUAGAAUCACAUCUUUCCGCCGAUUACUUGGAAUGCAUACAAUGGGCUGUGCGACAGAUCAGGUCUUCAUCUACCAAGGUCACAUGA
This is a messenger RNA of Colletotrichum truncatum, 1020 nucleotides long. RefSeq lists its product as uncharacterized. Gene Ontology annotation, molecular function: DNA-binding transcription activator activity, RNA polymerase II-specific. Gene Ontology annotation, biological process: regulation of transcription by RNA polymerase II. The record is from RefSeq and is a predicted model, not a curated record. Lineage: Eukaryota; Fungi; Ascomycota; Sordariomycetes; Glomerellales; Glomerellaceae.